Molecule: messenger RNA, 666 nt
Organism: Anastrepha obliqua
Lineage: Eukaryota; Metazoa; Arthropoda; Insecta; Diptera; Tephritidae
Exons: 1
Coding region: 1-666 (221 amino acids)
Source: RefSeq, a predicted model, not a curated record
AUGCCCACCACAAGAAAAAAGUGCAAGAACAUUGCUGCAAAGCCAAACGUGACACACAGCAAAAAGGACGACGAAAAGCCGACAACGUCCAAAGAAGCGGCGGCGGCCAAUGAGAUUGUGAGAAAGAGCUUCAGUGCGGCACUUAUUGAUCGUGGUAGCCCGCUGGGGCAAAUGUCGCAGGAACCGUGGAAAUUAAGCUGUUGGAAGCUCUCUUCGCCCACAUUCGAUGGAUCAGGAUGGUUCAGCGGCGUCAAAAUCAUAAAGUGCAAGGACGACAGGUCUCUCAUAUGGGUUAUGGAAGUUGUGAAUAAGCUUCAAGGCCUAUGGGAAGGUGACGCACUUGAAAUAGUGGAUUGCAGCUCAGUACCAUGGAUACCAAAGGCGAAGGUGCUUAUACUGCGCACGGUAAACCCGGAGCAUGCGCUGCGUCUGCUACAAAUGCAGAAUAAAGAUCUACCUACCGACGACUGGGAGGUGAUGAAAGUGGCUAAAUCAGCGAAUGCAAAUGAAAGCCAGAACUGUAUUCUGCAGAUAAAUAAAACGGCGGAGGAAAUUUUGUACGUGGCGCAUUGGAAGCGUGUUCCUUCGUCUCAAAAAACGCAACCCAACGGAUUAAAUCGAAAACACGCUCAAAAUUGGCGAGAUGGAGAAGAUUCUCGGCAUUGA